Messenger RNA from Malania oleifera, 1180 nucleotides. RefSeq names its product outer envelope pore protein 24B, chloroplastic-like. Gene Ontology annotation, molecular function: voltage-gated monoatomic cation channel activity. Gene Ontology annotation, biological process: regulation of monoatomic ion transmembrane transport. Lineage: Eukaryota; Viridiplantae; Streptophyta; Magnoliopsida; Santalales; Ximeniaceae. The transcript has 3 exons. The record is from RefSeq and is a predicted model, not a curated record. The coding region runs from base 104 to 892 and encodes 262 amino acids.
GCACUGUAAUAUGACAACUAUAAUGACGGGUAACUGAUGAGUGGUUUAUUCCGUGAUUGGUUGAGUUGGGCAACUGUAGCAACAAUUAUUCUAGAUAGGACGCAUGAAUCAAAACCAGUCACUCCCCCAGCUUCUCCUUUCCCUCCACCCAAAAUCCCAACGACAAUAUUCCAAUAAUCCAAACACUGCCUCGGCCCUUCACGGCGGGGAUCAUCUUUUACAGUUCUCCGCGUAUCGGUUUUCUUCCCCGACGAUGCACGCCUCCGUCAAGGGCAGAUGCGACACCGAGAAGUCCGGCGUCGCUGGCACUGUCGCCUUCAACGCCGGCGACAUCAUGCUCCGAGCUUCCAUGACCGAGGCCACCUUCGUAAAGGGCCCCAGCUUAACUGGUCUCUCUCUUUCCCUCGACAAGCCCGGCUCCUUCGUCAUCGACUACAACGUUCCCAAAAAUGAUGCUAGGUUUCAGUUUAUGAACACGGUUAGGGUUCUCGAGAAGCCUUUGAAUCUGGCAUACUCUCACGUGUGGCGCGAGAACCGGACAGCCCUAGACGGAACGCUGGUGCUCGAUUCGGCCAACAAGGUCUCAGCAAACUACGCGUUCGAUUCUGGGAACUGCAAACUGAAGUACAGCUAUACGCAUGGAGGGAUAAGGACCUUCGAGCCAUGCUAUGACCUCGUGAAUAACUCGUGGGACUUUGCGGUGUCGCAGAGGCUCUACAGAGACGAUGUGUUUAAGGCUUCGUAUCUGUCGUCCACCAAGGUACUGGGACUGGAGUGGUCGAGGAACUCCAAGUUCAACGGAGCCUUCAAGAUUUCGGCCUUCCUCAAUUUGGCGGAUGAGCUAAAAUUGCCGAGAUUAAGUGCUGAGAGUAGUUGGAAUUUCGAGGUGUAGUUUUUCAUUUUGCUUUACCUUCUUUUUUUUCAUCACCUUUUUUGGUGUGGGGAGAGGGAGUGUAUAAUAUAUAAUAUAGCUUCUAAAAUUUGUUAUAAAGGUGAGGCUAUUUUCUGUAAUUGAAUGUCUGGUCUCAUUGUUUUCCAUUGGCUCGUAAGCAGAGACAGAUCGAAGAUCAGCUCUGCCUGCUGCUUUCUGCUGAGUCGGGGUUUUACAUCCAGGCUUCUAAUUAUUGUUUUAAAAAUAAUAUAUAUUUUUUAAAUUAUAAAAUUUUAUUUACAUACUAAA